GUAUUCAUGACAAUGUUCGUCACUACAUGGCAGGAAAUCGAGAAAGCCAUUAAAAAAGUCCGGCAGGUUAAAAGCUUACAAAGAGCGCAAAGGUCAGAUGCUGUAUGACAUACCAUGUGGGAUACACUACCUUGUCCAGUGUACUCGGAGGUGGAUGAAGCGUUGCACAGCUUUCGUCGUGUUGACCACUUUUGUCUCUCUACUGUGCUGGGCUCUACACUCACACAUGGGGAAUCGUGGAGUUAUGAAGGUUGAUCCUGGAGUGAAUCCCGUUAGAGCAGUGCACGAAGCAAAACACCAUGAAGCCUUUUCACUAAAGCCAAGACGAAAAACAGGGGACGAGGACAUCAGUCCUGCUCAUAGGAAACCAAGUGUCGACAACUAUCACACUGUCCCUUUUCAGCUUACACAAAAUGUGGGUAGCAAGGAUACCGUCCUAAAGUUGUCGCCAAAUGUAAACAAUAUUCGAAUCCUUCACCAAAAACAGGUGCCAAUUGCGAAUAAUAAUGGUACGGCCCCAAUGAAACUGAUCACAAAUGGGAAGAAAGGGGACAAUGACAGUAUUUCCGUGAAGGUCUUGUUGCUGGCCUACUUCCGCACCGGGUCGACUUUCACGGCGGAGCUUCUUCAACAAACCGAGGGCGCCUUCUACACGUUUGAACCUCUCCACGCGCUAUACUCGUACUAUACACGCAAGUCGCUAGCUCCCACCCUCAUGAAUGGCACUAAAUGGAACCGCAUACUCGAAGGAUACCAGAUACCAUAUGCUCGUCAUCUAUUAGACUCUCUGUUACAUUGUCAUAUAUCCCGUAUAGACAAAAUCUCCGUAGUAGCUUAUUCAAAAAAAUCCAUCAUACUUUCGAAAUUUCGCUCAUGUAAUCAAAAAUACAAAACUUCGCCUAAGGACUUUAAUAACGUGUGUGUUCGAGAUUUACAAGAAGACUGUCAACGAGCACCAAUCAGAGUCAUCAAAACUAUUCGAACUCCAAUGAGAUUGGUUCGAGAGUUACUGGAAGCCGACCCGUCCUUGAAGGUCAUUCAUUUACUGCGGGACCCUCGUGCCCACACUCGAUCUUGGAUGCAGCACGACGGUGAAGGCGGCAAGCCACGCGACAAAAUUGAAGCCAUAUGUAACCGAAUUAGAGCUGAUCUGGAGACAAGGUACGAGCUCCAAAAGCUGUAUCCGGGAGCUUUCAAUGAGAUCAUUUACGAGGCCUUGGCUCGGCAACCGAUGGCAGUACUGAAAAAAGUCUACAGUUGGCUAGAGGUGCCCAUUCAACAAAAAGUCAUAAAUUGGCUUAUCAACAGCACGCAUAGUCAGAAAGACGGUACUUUUGUGGAAACUUUUCGAAAAAACUCCGCUGUGACGGCAUAUUCCUGGACAAAAAAUGUGAAAUUCAGUCACGUGAAUUUGGUGAACACGUAUUGUCGUGAUAUCAUCGCACACGGCCAGUUCCCUCCCUUGAAUACGGAACAGGAGUUGAGGGAAUUUAAAGGAAUAGUGUCCAGAUUUAGCGAGUCGUCCUUAUUAUAAAGACAAAUAACAGUAUAUUAAAGGGAGGUCUUCUGAUAAAGGUAAUAAUGACUUUUAAUCCACCAAAACAAUAGACUUGCUACCCCAGCUGAUCUCCAGUCGGCCGCCUGAUACGGUUCAGCCGGUGACGCCAUACAUGACGGUGAGAAUAAACAACCUGGGAAUUCCUAUAAAAACGGUGUCAUUUGCAACAUGGAUCCUAACUACACCAAAGCAAAUAUACUGCUGUAUCAAGUUGAAUCCAUAAUGGACGACAUUGAAGUUCCGAUUUAUGACACUGGCAUCUCUGUCCAGACUUCAGAUUCUGAGCUUUUAGAAGCUGAAUUUGAUCUUUGUCCGGGCAUUUCCAACCGCACUGACA
Molecule: messenger RNA, 1895 nt
Organism: Liolophura sinensis
Lineage: Eukaryota; Metazoa; Mollusca; Polyplacophora; Chitonida; Chitonidae
Product: carbohydrate sulfotransferase 1-like
Exons: 4
Coding region: 98-1534 (478 amino acids)
Biological process (GO): sulfur compound metabolic process; N-acetylglucosamine metabolic process
Molecular function (GO): N-acetylglucosamine 6-O-sulfotransferase activity
Source: RefSeq, a predicted model, not a curated record